ACUACGGAAAACGAAAUAGUACCAAUAGCCGGAAAAUACAGGUCUAAAUUUCAAUAUAGUACUAAAUGUCCUAUGAGAAAAUACAUUUGAGAGGGCAUUGUAAGUUGAGAUUGAAAUGGUCAAUCAUGUUUGUAAAGUGCUAACUUUUGCCCUCUAGACUAGGCUAAAUAACUCAAUUUAGUUUACACUUUCACUUGCUGCAGCAACCAAAAAACCAGCAAAAAGACCAAAAGAUACUAAAUCAAGAAUGCAAUCACCUUGUCUUAGAAUGACAAGAGAAGGUUGUUUCAAUUGUUGCUGCCAAAGUUCCCAUGGAAACCAAAAUCACUACUCUAAAAUCAGCACAAUCAUCACUUGUCAUCGCGAAUUCAUCGAUACAAUGGCUUCUUCUAUCCAACCAAAUUCUCAAUUCACUAACCAUGAGUGUUUGCCUUCAUGUUUAGAAUUGUUUACAAGCUUAAAACAAGCAUAUCCACACUACAACCAAACUAAUCUAGCUGAUGAAAUCCGAGCACAAGAAUACUAUCAUCUUUCUAUAUCAAAACAUGUUUGUCUUGAUUAUAUUGGCAAUGGUCUUUUUUCUUACUACCAACAAAAGGGAUAUCAUUCAAUAGAUGAUUCAAUCGCGUCUUCGUCAUCAGCUCCUCCUCCUCCAACUCAACAAUCUGCUUCCCUCAAUGAGCCUUUCUUUAACAUAUCAUACAAGUCAGUAAGUUUAAGUACUCAGUUGCUAUAUGGAGGCCAAGAAUCAGAGUUAGAGUCUAAAAUGAGGGAAAGAAUCAUGAAAAACAUGAAUAUUUCUAAGUAUGAUUAUUCUAUGGUCUUUACAGCAAACCAAUCUUCUGCUUUUAAACUAUUGGCUGACUCUUAUCCUUUUGAGUCUAAUCACAACCUUGUUACUACUUAUGAUUAUGAAAAUGAAGCUGUUGAAGGAAUGAUAGUUAGCGCGAAGAGGAAAGGUGCUCGAGUAGUAUCAGCUGAAUUCUCAUGGCCUAAUUUGAGAGUAAAUUCAAGAAAACUGAGAAAGAUGUUAGUUGUCAAGAAAAAUGCUAAAAAUAAAAGGGGUUUGUUUGUUUUUCCUCUUCAGUCUAAAGUAACAGGCACAAGAUAUUCUUAUCAAUGGAUGAAUAUUGCACAAGAAAAUGGUUGGCAUGUCUUGUUUGAUGCAUCUGCAUUAGGUCCUAAGGAAAUGGAAACUUUAGGCCUCUCAAUAUUUCAGCCUGAUUUUCUCAUUUGCUCUUUUUACAAAGUAUUUGGUGAAAAUCCAUCUGGUUUUUGCUGUCUGUUUGUGAAAAAUUCAAGCAUAUCAGUGCUCAACAAAUCAUCCUCAACCUUGGGAAUUAUUAGUCUUGUUCCAGCAACAAAACCAUUUGAUAAAAAUGCUUCUUUUUCUUCAUCAGAAUCAGUUCAAGAAGUGAACCAAGAAAACUCUACUGAGUAUCAAGAAGUCAAACAAGUGUCUGAAGAACCAAAGCCAAUACUCACAUUGUUCGAAAUAUUAAACUGGGGUAAGAAAUCCAACAUUAACAAAUACAAAAAGUUAGAACCAAAGACGAGUAUGAGUUCUGAUGAGCUAGAAUGUAGAGGCUUGGAUCAUGCUGAUAAACUAGGCCUUGUAUUAAUCAGUAGUAGAAUAAGAUACCUUGUAAACUGGCUGAUAAACGCGUUAUCGCGCCUUCAACAUCCUCAUGCUGGAGAUAUUCAUCCUUCUUUAGUGAAAAUCUAUGGACCAAAGAUAAGUUUCAACAGAGGACCAGCUGUGGCAUUCAAUGUGUUUGAUUGGAAAGGUCAAAAGAUUGAUCCAACACUAGUACAGAAGCUAGCGGAUCGCAACAAUAUAUCGCUUUCUUGUGCAUUUUUGCAGCAUAUAUGGUUUUCAAACAUGUAUGAUGAUGAAAAAAAGACAAUCUUGGAAACAAGAAGUGGUGAAGUGAGAGAUAAUAAGAAGGGGAAAUUGAAUUGUGGUGUAUCAGUUAUAACUGUUUCACUUGGGAUGAUGACAAAUUUUGAAGAUUUGUAUAGGUUGUGGAGUUUUAUAGCUAGAUUCUUGGAUGCUGAUUUUGUUGAGAAAGAAAGAUGGAGAUACAAGGCACUAAAUCAAACAACUAUUGAGGUAUAGUGGAAAUAUCCUUUUGCAAGAACAACUCCAUUAAUUGCCCAGGGUUUAUUAGAAAUGGCCUCACUACUUUCACAAUGAAGGGGUAAGGCUGCGUACAUACUACCCUCCCCUGACCCCAUCUGUAGGAUUACGCUGGGUUUGUUGUCUUCGUUGUUGUUGUAAGAACGACUCCAUUAAUUCUUUCA
Messenger RNA from Nicotiana attenuata, 2304 nucleotides. Its product is annotated as molybdenum cofactor sulfurase-like. The record is from RefSeq and is a predicted model, not a curated record. NCBI's taxonomy places the organism in Eukaryota, Viridiplantae, Streptophyta, Magnoliopsida, Solanales, Solanaceae. The transcript has a single exon. Bases 248 to 2119 code for a protein of 623 amino acids.